UGGUGAGACCUGGGCAAUCAUAUUGAUCAUAAUGUAAUUACUAAUCAUUUAUAGAAAGUUCAGUUAUUCGUGGCUUAUACAAGCAAGAUAUUAUCAUAUAAUUUAUUAAUUAUUUUAUUAUGAGCAAUAUGAGCAAAUGGCUGCGAGUUUUAUAUAUGUAAAUGCAAUUUUGUUAUUCACAGUUGCGGUAUUUAUGUAGUAUCUAAUUAUUCCCGAUCGUCUUACAAGCAAUUGGCGAAAAUAAGGUUUUAAAUUGCGUCGGUAAUUCAGAAUGUUGGCCCCGAGAAUAUCUUAUCGGCAAACUGACUGGUUCAGGUUCUGUGUUUUACUAUGGUCGCAAUACAUUCUAGAGGGCGUAACAACUGUGUAUGUAGUUCCAGUCGUUUUUUAUAGAUGACGAUAGUAUUCCUUUAUUUCGGAAAAUAGAUCGGUAAGUUGUCGAGUAGUUUGCGCCUCUUUUUGUAUAGAUAGAGCUGGACAUCGAAUUUAAAAAACUUUAAUUGAUGGCGGUUUUUUUAAGAUACAAGUUUAUGAAUCCAAGUUUCCUUCUCAAGUUUCCAAGAAUUUUCCCUCAAAAUCUAUCCUGAUAUCUCUCUACUCAUGAAACCGAUAAAAUUGAAUGCAGUUCCUUUUAUUAAAAGGCGAGCAGAAAAAUAACAGCUACGAAAGGGUGGUUGAGAAAAAAUUCAUAAUUUCUUAGAGACUGGAAUGAAAAUAAAAAACAGGGACCUGCUUCUGAGACGGCAGCCAAGAAACGGAAGCUGGCUCACGAUGUAAUAACGAAGGUCGGUGUAAAGGGAAAAAAAGAUGACUGACAGAGUGGAAAGCACCCAAAGACGAACGCGUAAGGAAGAGGACGAAAAGAAAUCGCAGCUGGUGGAAGCUGCUGGAGCAUCUAUAUAGACAGACAGCUUCUCCUCGAAAUGAAACAUUCGCGUUAUAUUUUACGAGGCGAAGAUCUUCUGGAAAUUAAUUAUAAGUCUCCCGCUUAUCCUGGCUAAGAGGUUACGAAACGGCUAUGAAUUAAGUUUUAUCCCCGUUUCUACGGCCACACCGAUACCGUGACUAACGAAUGAGCCGACGAGCUUAAAAAAUUGUUCUUCCCAAGAUAAACGAACACGGUGGACGGGUGUGAAGCGCAGGGAAGAAAAGAGGAAAACGACAGCGUUCCUCUCCUCCGCGACGAAGACGAUUAAUCAGAGCGGUAAACACGAGUCCUGUAGACGGAAAUUAAUUUGUAUUCUUCUUCGAUAGCAUUCCGCUAUAAUGGCGCGUCGCUUUUUAAUGCGUCUGGCGAGGAAUAAACGAACCAUUGACGAGAUGAAAUUGGUGAAACAGGGAUAAUUGAAGGGAAAAGAAUUAAUACCAAUAAAAUUUCGAGGAAACGAUCGAAUGUGGUCGUAAAUGAAAUUGAAAUGUCAUUGAAAGCAAUAUAAAACAAUCUUCGUAUUUCCUAUUUAUAAUAUUUGGGGAAAAAUGUCGGUAAUUCUAAAUGUAGAAUAAUAUAUUUUCGAUUUUGGAAGAUGGUCCUCUACAGUGGAAUUUUUGGACAUUAAAAAUAAACGCGAUCCGUUUUACUAGUGUAGUUUAUAGAUCACGUAGAGCGUUUUUAUUUUUCACUACUAAAAGAGUCGAUGUCUUUUGUUUAAAAUAUAGUUUUCAUCAAGAAGCACUUUGAAACUGUGCCAACAAACGUGAAGAAACCAGAGAUCAUUGGAAUGCUAUUAUCGAAUUCGACACAUUUGUCAAAUGACACCAAUAAGAAUUCGAGGAGUAUAUCUGAAAAGGUAUUCGAAAUGCGAUGCAGUUUAGAAGAGAAAUUGAGGUUUCAAAACCAUGUCACCAAUGAGUUUUUCCAUUAAUUACUAACAUUAAUGAAAUGACCCAAUUGUAGUUACAGUAAUCAAACAAUAUUAAAAAAAGUCAGAAAGAAGCUAAACAUAUUUAAACGCUUUUUUUAUAAUUGCAUCAUAAGGAAAGCUCGAGGUCCAGGUUCUCUUUACUGUAAUUACUGAAACGCUCGCAACCUUCUUCGGUUGUUAAGUUUUCAAGCAUUUUUUGAGAAACAUUAAAAUCUUUACAUCUGUCUGAGAGUAACAGUUCUGCCCUACUUCUUUUAAUGACAUCAAGACACAACAGAGAAGAUCGCAAAUAAAUUGAUUCAUCAUUUAAUAAAUUCUACUUUUUCUCUUACAUCUAAUUUAACUUACAUCGACGUCCAACACACGUGCAUUUACACUUACACCUUCAACACAAUUACAACAUACUUAGCAUUCUGUUCCUUAUAAUUGCGCUGCUUAACUGCAACCCACACCAACAAAUUAAAAUAAAUCACCACAUAAAAAUGCCUGCUGCACUGGGUACCAGUAGAGAAAAAAGGCCUCGACAGGUUUGAAACCAGUUGUCCGAAAGAAAGAAUUUCUGAAAAGUGACCAAAAGGAUUAAGUAUAAAACGAAGGAUCUAGCGUUCAGCAGGUUAGUCUGAUCGCGAGUCCUUCGAUGAAACGGGACGCGUUUGUUUAAUCGAUCGAUCGAACGGUGUAUUCAGAGAAACAGAGAAAGAAAAAAGGUGUCUGUUUCCGUAGAGGGGAAUCCUGAUGCGGUGAGGUAGGAGGCGGAGGCGGAGGAGGAGACCAGGCGCCAACGGAAAGAGGCGCGUCGUGCAUGGUCUUCUCAUUCUCGUACUAGGCUUAGUCGAAUUUCCCUCUGAUCUCUGCUCGUACGAGCUUACAGUCGCGUUUCUGCGUUCGUGUGGACCGCGCGGUUACGUGUCGUUGACGUGUCGUCCUCCACCAUCUCGGAAGCGACACGAGAGACUGGUAUCGUAAAGAUUGGCACGAUUUAUCCAGGAACGGUUGUUCGCCGCGCUUUCCCGUUUCCGCGAUUCACGCUCGAUUUCCAUGGAUUGAAUCGUCUCGGUUCCCCCAUUGUCGCCGGGAGAAUCACGGUGUCUCGUAGGCAAACGCGAACCGAUAGUCGUGGAAGGAAAAUCGUCGAGGAAUGGUAAACCGUGAGAGGGAUCGAGUUUGAUGGGGUAACUUGGCUCGUUCGGCUCGGAAAAUAGAAGGAGACGAGGGAGGGAUCGUUGACGAGCGAUGAACUCGAACGGUUCUUUCGGGACAAAGGCGAGUCGCAAUCUCGAGGUUCGAACACCGAAGGUAACCAGGUCCACCGGAUCAAUGGGAAGUAGAGUGUUUUUCGAGAAGGCUGUAGGGUCGGCUUUGAAAUUCAACAAAGUUGGGAAAAGAAAGUCGAGAAGUAACCAUUGAAGAUCUGUCGAGAGGGAAAGGUGACUGAACGGUGGUAACGCGAAUAACGCUUUAGAAUCAAGCCGGGCAGCUGGAAGAAGAGACAACGGAAAAAAUUGGUCAGCGACAAGGGCACGAGGAGAGAUAAAUUAGACGUAUAAAACAAGUCGAGCGUGUGUUGAAGAGAAAAGUGGCGGCGUACGAGCGUCUGGCGGAGUGGAAAACGCGCAUCGAGAACGAAUUGGGUGAUACCGAGUGGACGUUUUCAAACCGAGGGUUACAACCGAGGCUGACAAGUGGAACAACCUUGGAAAUUGAUAGAUAGAAGGAGAAGGCCAUUCUUCUGCGGUCUGCUUCUCGGGAAAUCGAUCGUCUCGUUAACAAGUCUCGUGGCAACGUUCGGAAAUUAUCCGCGGAAGAAGAAGGCGGUCCAGGAGAAUACGGAUUCUUGGAAAAUGCGCAGAGUUGGAGGAAAAGGAUUGGCUACGUGAUCGAUGGACAAAGACGGGGUGGAUAAAGAAGAAAUAACGAGAUCCGGGUCGCGAAAUCAAUCAGAAGUAGAGGCGAAGGAAUAAUAAUAAUUUCGCGGACUCGUUUGAUAGGGUAGCUGGAACCGACAGAGCGGAGUCAGGAGAAAAGCUUUUGGUCAACGAACCGUGAACGGUGUCGAACGUAAAGUUUCCUCGGAACUUCUACCCCGCAACACGAAUAAGAUUACUUUCCUCGAAACGUGCCGGCUAAUUUCGAGUAAUAGCUCCUCUAUAAUUGUUCAGACCGCCCCUCGAGAUUACCAGGAUGCAGCUGCGUGCGUGCAUCGCGUUGCAUUAUGCAACGGAAGCGACGAUUUAAUCGACCACCAGGCGGUUUAUGUUCGACGACUACAAGAUUACCGUUGAGACUAGGUAUAGCUACAGUUUGCCUCCAACAAUCGACGUAUUCUACUGUUAAUCACGUGUUUCCGGUCCAGGGAUACGUGAAGGUUUGAUAGUGUUGCGUCUGGCGUUGCUCGGUGCUUCGAUACUUACGAGUCUCAUUAAAAUAGGCAGCCCGAUGAACGUCAGAGAUCAAAGUUCCCUCAAGUGGUUCACCCUCGAUGGAAUGUAAUAAAGUGAUAUAAAAAUAGAGAAAGUGGAUCACUCGGGUGUACACAGUUCUGGGCACACCCACGGGUCAAUUUUAGUUACAGCUUCCGAGAAAAUUCGUGCGUAGAGGGGCAAAAACUCAAAUCAGUCGAGUUACCGCUCGAGGGAUCAUCCGUUCGUGGUUGGAACUCGUUGGAAUCGUUUCAGUGACCGACGUUUUUAUGAAUUCUUACGAUUUCAUCUAAUCAAUUCUUCUUCCGAUUGAUGAAGCCGUUUAGAGUUCUGAAAGUCGUAUAGGGAGGUGCAGUGUUAGAUUAGUGUAACGUUAGACAAAUUUUGAAUCAUUUAGUUUAGUGUUGUAAAUCGUGACGAACUUAAAUAAUAAAAAUUUCUGUGAAAUUCAGUUACUUGGAUCACUUGUGUUUUGUCAUGAAGACGAAAAUUCUAAUUUUUCUAACACUUAUCUCACUAUCAGUGGGUGAGUCCUCUUUGAAGACGCAAUUCAAGAAGUGUUGUCCACCUGAUGAGAUUUUCUCGGGUCUGACGAAGGUGGGAUGCGUCCCGGUACCCCAAUUCGCUAUGGAACUGUACAGGAUUAAUCACGGUGAUCAGAAUGUCAGUUCGAAUGCGUCUGAAAGUCAAUUUCAAUUUCCGAUCUGCGAGGAUCCGGAAGACAUCGCUACGACGCCGAUUGCCGAGCUGAAAUCCACCGAUUUCUUGCAGGGAUCAUCCUGUCUCGAAGUUCUAUACGAACCCAAUUUGUACCAAAGCAUACCGAUAAUUGUCCAUUGUCAAUCGGACAAAUACAGAGACGAAGAAAAUAAAGAACCAAUUUCGUCAUUACCGCGACUCUUGGACAUUAGAAGAUGCUGUCCAAGAAAUACAGUUUUCGACGAAAGUAAUGGAAGUUGCGUAUCGAUAUCCAACGUCAUUUCUGAUGAAAACUUCUCGGAUACUAACGAAUUUCUAUCCAUGCUGCCGAAAGAAUUGGACAGCCUGGACUUCUUGAAUGUGAGCAGAAUCUCGCGAAAAUGUCAGGGAGCGACGUUCACUUACGUCAUCAACCCCGAGGAUCUCGUUUUCGUGAACGGAAUCUUACAGGUAACGGUGACGUCCUCGGCGAGGAACGUCGAAAGAUUGAGCAUCAACAGCGAGAACGCUUGUUUGGAGCUGACGCCGGAUUUCCGGAAGACACGUCGCAUGGUGGUUCGUGUUUGCAGGAGUUCGGAUCUUUGCCAGGAUAACGUCUGCGUAAGGAAAUGUUGUAAUACAAAAUCGUGCCUCGGUGAUGUCCUGCCCGAUUCUCCGAGUUUCUUUUACGAAGCCGUCUCGAAACUUCUGAAAGCAGACAGCGUUGCAGGAUAUGGUCUGAUGGUCGGACCAAAAUGCAAGUAUGGAAUGUUCAUGCUGACUGAAAACGAUACGUGGAGCAUCACGCCAGAAGGAUAUAUUAGCUUCGAUCCUAAUUUCAAGCCGUGGUACCACGAUGAAUACUGUAUGGAAAUGUUUUACAAUAACACACAAAUGAACAGGCUAACCAUGUUUGCUUGCUUCGAUACUCCAAUUAAGGAACCAAAUACAGUAAGAUUUAUAAUUUCGAACAUUUUGGAGGCAAUCAGUUGCGUGUUUCUGUUGUUGACGUUGUUGGUUUACGCUUGUCUACCAACGCUUCAAAAUCUACAUGGGAAAACUCUGAUGUGCCAUUCCGCGAGUCUUUUGGUGGCUUUUGCUUGUCUUUCCAUAAUACCUUGGGUGACACCAGCGACAGAACCCGGAACUGUUGAAGAACUCUAUGUCACUAAAUAUUGCACGAUACUUGCAUUCAUCAUGCUCUUCGCUUUCUGGUCCGCGUUUUGUUGGUUGAACGUCAUGUGCUUCGAUAUUUGGCGAACAUUUGGAAGGCUACGUGGAACAAUUAGCCGAGGUCAAUCUCAUAACAAACAAUUCCUCUUCUACUGUCUCUAUGCAUGGGGCUUAUCAAUGUUCAUAACAGUCUUCGGGGUUUUGAGCGACGAGAUUCAACUUCUGCCAAGACAUCUGAGCCCUAAUUUCGGUACUAUAGCUUGCUGGUUCGAAAGUCAGCCCGGGAUGUACGGUGAUCUGAUUUUCUUCCGGGGACCAAUCGCAAUUCAGCUGACAUCGAAUGUGGUGUUCUUCAUUCUCACGUCAGAGCGGUGUAGCAAAGUGAAAGCAGAGAUAAGAAGGGUUGCCGACCCAUCGGAUCCCAGGAGCAAACGAUUUCACGCUGACAAAACUAAGUUCAUCAUGAACGUGAAACUGUUUGUCGUCAUGGGAAUAUCUUGGAUCGCAGAGAUAAUUUCUUCCUUUGUAAAUCAAUAUACUAAUUACACCUGGCAGGAGCAAGUGUUCUACGCGACCGACGCGUUGAACUGUCUCCAGGGUGUCCUGAUAUUCCUACUGUUCGUGAUGAAGAAGAGGGUUUAUCAUGCAUUGAUGAAGCGACUGGGCUUCGAAAAGAGAAAAGGCUUGAGCCAAGGAACCUCGAUGUUACAAGACCCACUAAGAGUGAAAAUGAGCGCAAGUAACAGCACGCUAACGUCUAGUUUCGGUGUUAGUUUAGCACCUUGAUCAGUGAAAAUCAAAUAUUAAUUGUGUUACCACACUGUUCAUACUUAUCGCAUUGGGUAUGAAAUAUCAUACAGAUUUGUCACCCAAUGUUUAUCCUACACAAUGAGUUAAAUAUUGUAGAAAAAGUAUACGAUUUUCUACGAUUUUAACUUGCCACUAAACUCUUUUGUGAAGUAAGGAAAUAUAUUUUUUUUACUAUUUGAUAAUUUGUCUUUUGUUUUUAUUAUUCCUUCUCCAUAGGUCGUUACUUUAAUUUUUAUAUGAAAUAAGGACUAAAAUAUUUAUAUUGAUUAUGUUAACGAUUCACAAUAAUUGAAUAAUGUAUUAAUAAAAAAUGUAAUAGAA
This is a messenger RNA of Osmia bicornis bicornis, 7264 nucleotides long. Its product is annotated as G-protein coupled receptor Mth-like. Lineage: Eukaryota; Metazoa; Arthropoda; Insecta; Hymenoptera; Megachilidae. Gene Ontology annotation, molecular function: G protein-coupled receptor activity. Gene Ontology annotation, cellular component: membrane. The record is from RefSeq and is a predicted model, not a curated record. Gene Ontology annotation, biological process: cell surface receptor signaling pathway; G protein-coupled receptor signaling pathway. The transcript has 9 exons. Bases 4760 to 6919 code for a protein of 719 amino acids.